CAGCGGCAAGAUAGUCGCAAGAUGAAGAAAAAAAAAGUAUUAAUUGUACUAAGCCUAAUACUGAGCUUAGUCGGACAAACACUUCAAGAUGAGCCAAAAGUUUCAACUCCAGAAUCAGCAGCAACAUCUGAACCACCUGCAGCUGCCAAGGAACCUUCUAAGAUCAGUGAGCCGGAGUCCUCAAAUAAAGCCACCGCAUCCAAGUGCAAAUCCACCGAAGUUCUAUCCGAGAAUGGCUGCGUGGAUCGCGAGUUCUUCCUGAACCGGAUCAUCAUGCGAUCCUGGAAGGACGAUGGAUUCGAAAAGGCAAAGGCGAGGGCCGGCCUGGUGGACAAUAUGCAGUGCAGGGAAGACGAGAUCAGGACACCUUUUGGAUGUGAAAAGCCUCGGUUAGCACAGCACAGGGAAUUUAAUCGAGUUAAAGUGCUCCACAGUAGACUAGAGCGCGACAAGGUGCGACACGGCGGCUAUGAUUAUACAUUAAGGCACUCAGGGAACGACGGAGAGCACAAAGUUAUUAAAAGACCUAGAAAAUUGGGGCCUCCAAUAACUGGUACCAAUCGGCCACGGACGUACGUAUUCAUGCCUGGCAGAACUCUAAGAAAAGGACGCAAGUGCCGAACUAAUGAGGUGACUGGAAGAGGGAGUCGCUGCAUUCACAGAAGGCGACAUGUAAAAACGACAGCUGAAGAAGCAAGCAAUGAGAACUCACUCAUGAGAACGCACCAAAAAAGAGUAGGGUAAUUUGUUGGUUAAAAUAUAAAAUAAUUUUUAUUUAGAUUUUUAGUUAUUCUGCAUUUAGCUAUAGACAUCAGGAACUUCGAAUGAAACCAGUAACUUUUUUCACCUUUUCAUAUACAAAUGUAUUUAAUUAAUCAUAGACCUUAAAACUGUAUAACCAUUCUUAGAGAAGAUUUUGUAAAAUAAAGGAAAAACUUUUUCUCAA
This is a messenger RNA of Drosophila elegans, 946 nucleotides long. RefSeq lists its product as uncharacterized. NCBI's taxonomy places the organism in Eukaryota, Metazoa, Arthropoda, Insecta, Diptera, Drosophilidae. The record is from RefSeq and is a predicted model, not a curated record. The transcript has a single exon. The coding region runs from base 22 to 744 and encodes 240 amino acids.